UGGUGUGGCUUUACAACGCCCCUCCUUCUAGCUACAAGAACUAUGACAUCGAUGAGAUCAUUUUUAUCACGUGCAAUGAAGGAUCUGUGAUGGCGCUUGGCUUUCUUAUUGGCUAUACUUGCCUCUUGGCAGCUAUAUGUUUCUUCUUUGCAUUCAAGUCAAGAAAACUUCCAGAAAACUUUACAGAAGCCAAGUUCAUCACUUUUAGCAUGCUUAUAUUCUUCAUUGUCUGGAUCUCAUUUAUCCCUGCAUACUUCAGUACUUACGGCAAGUUUGUUUCCGCUGUGGAAGUCAUCGCCAUACUGUCAUCCAGCUUUGGGUUGCUGGCCUGUAUUUUCUUCAGCAAGUUGUACAUCAUCCUUUUCAAACCAUCCAGAAACACCAUWGAAGAGGUUCGGUGCAGCACCGCAGCCCACGCUUUCAAAGUGGCAGCUAAAGCUACGCUGAAACACAGCACGGCUUCAAGGAAAAAGUCUAACAGCAUCAGUGGAUCCUCUGGCUCAAGUCCGUCCUCGUCAAUCAGCCUCAAGACCGACUGCGACCAGCCUUCAGGGAAGCAGAGGCCGAGGGUGAGCUUCGGCAGCAGAACAGUUGCUCUGUCUUUGAGCUUUGACGAGUCAAGAAGGAGUUCAUUAAUGUAAAGUGCCUAACAAAGUGCCAAACAUCAGCCUCAUCAUUUUAAGCUAAUUAUACUGAUGCCAACACUGACAGUGUGAGUAAGCUACAGAUGAGUAGAUUCUACUUUCUAACGAAGCUCUAAUCUAUUAGUAGAGGUGUACAGCACAGAAAUUAAUUUCUGCAGCAGUUACUGAGAAAUCUGAAGAAGUUUCACAUGAGUUGGGGAUAUUGCUAAACUGAUUUGCAUAGAAAAAUGUAUUUUUUACCAUCUCAGUUACCCUGUAGAAGUAAUAUUUUAUCUGACUCACUUAGCUCAUCAUUCUCAGUAAUUCAGUCAGUCAAUAAAGAAUUUAGUCCAUAGAUUUCUGUAUGUUUUAGCAAAAGUAUCUGAUGCAGACAAACAAUAAUAUUUCAACAAAUAUUCUCAAAUGGAAUAUUUUUACUUUUAUAUUUAAGCUUAAAACAUCUAUUAGGAUAAGAAAACUGUCAAUUAUUUUGUACAAAUAAAAGUA
Messenger RNA from Austrofundulus limnaeus, 1130 nucleotides. Its product is annotated as extracellular calcium-sensing receptor. Gene Ontology annotation, molecular function: G protein-coupled receptor activity; calcium ion binding. Gene Ontology annotation, cellular component: plasma membrane. NCBI's taxonomy places the organism in Eukaryota, Metazoa, Chordata, Actinopteri, Cyprinodontiformes, Rivulidae. Gene Ontology annotation, biological process: detection of calcium ion; G protein-coupled receptor signaling pathway; intracellular calcium ion homeostasis. The record is from RefSeq and is a predicted model, not a curated record.